This is a messenger RNA of Prunus avium (sweet cherry), 1503 nucleotides long. RefSeq names its product UPF0481 protein At3g47200-like. NCBI's taxonomy places the organism in Eukaryota, Viridiplantae, Streptophyta, Magnoliopsida, Rosales, Rosaceae. The record is from RefSeq and is a predicted model, not a curated record.
UCUGCUGAGAUGAGUAAUGAGAUCCUACAACUGGAAGCAGAAGCUACUGAUAAGAACGAAUGGAAGCGGGAGAUUACUAAAAAACUUCACCAGAAAGUGGCAACAGGGUCAGAAAACUUGAGCAUUUAUAAAGUCCCAAAAAACCUUCGAAAAGUCAAGGAUGAAGCAUACAACUCUCGUGUUGUCUCAAUUGGACCCUUCCAUCUAGGCAACCAUGCCCUUGUAGCUAUGAGACAUCAUAAAUGGCAUUACAUGCAAUAUUUUUUUCAACGAAUAGAAGAUCAUCCACUAUCCCUCCAAUGUUUAGAAGUGUGCACCAAUGCUAUUUAUGAUUUAGAUGAAAAGGUUCGUGGAUGCUAUUCCGAAAAGAUAGACCACAUUGAUAAGAAUGUGCUAGCAGAAAUCAUGUUACUAGAUGGUUGCUUUAUAUUGGAACUUUUCCUCAGGUAUGAUCAACACUUAAAUAUGAAGUUAGAAGACGAAUCUGAUCCGAUAUUCAAUAGUGCUUGGAUGAUUGCAGCUCUUCGCCAUGAUCUGAUAUUACUUGAAAACCAGAUCCCCUUCUUUAUUCUCAAAAGUUUGUAUGAUUCUAUGAAGUCUCAUCUUAAGGGUACACCGAACUCUGUCACUAGCCUUGCUCUUAAGUUCUUUGAAAUGAACCAAAAGUCAACAAAAGAAGAGCCUGACACAAAAAACCAUCAUUUGCUUCAUCUUUUGCACAAAUUUUACCUCCCAAAUUUAGAUUCCACAACAACAAAUCACCAACUGAAACGCAGUGUUACAGAGAUCCGACCUGGUCAUAUCUCAAUCUCAGUCUCUGUUGAAUUGACUUCUCACAUUCAACAUGUUUCUGCAAUAAAUCUAACUUCAGGGAUUCCUAGACCUGAACAAGCAGCUGCAACCAAUAUUAAAACAUGGGGAUUCAAUUUUAGUGCUUCAAACCUUUUAUGGGCUGGGAUUGAGUUUGAAAAAGGGUCGUCGGAGGACCAUUUGUUAAACAUAACUUUCGUCAAGGGAAUAAUCAGAAUUCCACCAGUGGACAUUCACUUGACAUCCGAUUCACUCUUUAGGAACCUGAUCGCUUUUGAGCAAUGCAGCCUUAGAAGUACGCAUCAUAUUACGUCGUAUUUGAUCCUCAUGAAGAGUCUCAUUAGUUCCACACGGGAUAUAAAACUACUAAGGGAAAGAGGGAUCAUAAAUCUAUUAAAUCACAAUAGUGUUGGAGACCAAGAAUAUUUCACUGAAUUCAAAACUAUAUUGGACAUGGUUGUUGUGAAGGACUUCUGUUUUGGUAAGUUGUGUGACCAAGUGAAUGCAUACUGUAAGUCUUGGUUGCCGUGGAGUAAACACAAGAUAUCGACCAGGGUGCGAUUUAGGAGACAUACAAACUUCCUUUACCGCACGUACUUCUCUAGUCCAUGGAGUAUCAUAUCAUUCAUUGCUGCUGUGGCCCUUUUCGUUCUCACGGUCAUACAGACAUACUAUAGCAUUCACUCUCGCUAA